GGAUGUUGAAAUAUUUUCUUACAAACGUUCAUCCAUUUUCGGAACCAUUUAUCCACAUAUAUUAAACCAUGUUUAAUUCUAUAUAAAGGCACUCGGAGAAGAAUGCGUCGCAUUGUAUUAAAAUUGUGUGCGAGUGUUCUUUUUUGAAACUGCAGUGCGCGUGUUUUCCACCAGAGGGUGCAAGCCGUCUGUCUGCCUUACCCAAACGGAGCGGAUGUUUCCUUUCAGUGUAAUUUUUCCUCAAAUAAAUCAUUGGGGGUAACACAUUUUGGUUUGACUUUAAUUUAGUUAAAUCUUUAAAUCACCUAAGGGGACGUGUUUUGUCCAUUUUAAGCUAUUUCUUGUUGCUUUUCAGACAUCGAUCUGCUCAAAAACUCCUCAUAACACAGAAUCCGUUUUGUGUCAUCCGUGCGACUGUGACGAAAUCGGCGUUUUGAUUUGUUUUUGAGUGCGAAUGGGUGCACAAGUUUGGUGCAGCGGCGGCUUUAAAGGCUGCAACCCCGCCCAUGCGCACUAUCACAGGAACGUGGAUGUGCACGCGCACACGCGCGCACGAAAAGUUUGGACGAGUCGUCGUGAUUUGUUCCACGCACUUUGUUCCACUUCACGCUGCGUGGAUUUCUUCCUUGAGGAGAGGUGGCAGACUGUUUUUGUUCUUGGUUUCCCACUCCCCCUUCCCCCGAACCCUGAGCGUGGAUCCCAACGAAGAGAGUGCCGGAGACGGACUGUCUGCGUGAAGCUUUUUCUUGUUGUCAAUCGUGUGACCAGCGCACACACUCGCCCACAAAAAAAAAGCCACCCACAUGGACGCGCACCGUGGCGGCGGCAGCGCGCCCCCGGCCGGCCAGCAAGUGGUGCACGUCCGCGGCGACUCCCAGAGCGAGCUGGAGGCCCUGUUCAGCGCCGUCAUUAACCCGGCCAAAGCCCCCCAGCAGCCGGCCUCGCUGCCCAUGAGGAUGCGGAAGUUGCCCGACUCCUUCUUCAAGCCUCCGGACCCCCGCUUGCACUCCAGACAGGCCAGUUCGGACGGCAGCGCGUGUGCGUCCCUCACGCCUCACCACAUCCGUGCUCAUUCCUCGCCCGCGUCGCUGCCCGUCAACAUGCCCGACGCGGCGGCCGCCGCCGCCCCGCCCGUCAUACCGGACGAUGUGCCGUUGCCGCACGGCUGGGAAAUGGCCAAGACGCCCACUGGACAACGAUACUUCCUCAACCACCUGGACAAGACCACCACCUGGCACGACCCCCGGCUGACGCAGCUCCAGUCCGCCGCCCCGCAGCAGCCCGGCCCGUCCCCCGUCCACGCCCACUCCCUGAGCAACCCGGCCACGGCCACCGCGCCGCCCAACUGCAAUCCAGACGCAGGUGGGCUGCCUGAAGGCUGGGAGCGGGCCGCCACUGCCGAAGGGGACGUGUACUACAUCGAUCACAUAAAUAAGAGCACCACGUGGCUCCACCCGCGUCUAGGCUUGCUGAGCUUGGUCACGCAGCAGCGGAAGGAGAAAGAAAGACUGCGCUGCAAGCAACAAAUGCAGAUGAACACACAGGACACAACCGCAGGAGGAAGAAACCCGAUGUCAGUGGCUAUGGAUCAUGACAGGAACACGCUCGCUCCAUCUGUGGAUGUCAGGAUCCGAGCACCCGCCCACGAGCCCACACUGAACGGCGGCGCUCACUCGCGCAACGAGAGCACCGACAGCGGCCUGAGCGUCAGCAGCCUGCCGCGCUCGUCCGACCUGGCGCUCGCCUCUGCGGAUCACAUGGACACUGAACCUUCCGUCGUAGGUGAGUGCGGCGAGUCGUCGACUUUACAAGACUCGAUGCCUGCCAUGAGCGAGAGUGAGGAGCUGAUGCCCUGCAUCCCGGAGGGUCUGAGUUCAGACCUCCUGAUGGACAUGGAGACGGUUCUGUCUGGCUCACACAUGGACAGGGACAGCCUGCUCACCUGGCUAUAAAGACGCCAUUUUGUGUCUUCUUCCAAGAACACUUUGUGUGUAGAUUGUUGACACUAACACGAGAAAGACUUCAAUUUGCCCCCCCCCCCCCCCCCACACGCGACCAACGCCCAGCGCUACCCUCCCUGGUGCCCUUGAAAUAAUCUCACCUCAGGUGGUCAGAUGCUGGAAUUCAUUCUCUUGGGGAGGUUUUCGGAAGAAUCCACAUGGUCGGGACGCUCAUCGGUAGGCUGAAGCGACGCUUUGGGCACGCAGGAGCCCCAAAUGUACGCGUCAUUUGUAUAUUCUGGCUCCUUUCACCAGUUAAUUAUAAUACCAUAAAACAGUGCACAACAUAGAUAAACAGAACACUUAUAAUAAUCCACAAAAGAAAAAAAAAAUCCAUGACGCGCACAGGCGCAAUGUACCUACAGCGCCUUUCUAAUUGAUCUGAUUGCACCGCUCGUCAGUUAUCCGUAGAUGCCACCUCACAUAACAGAAAAUAACAGAAUGCCUAGAAAGAAAGAUAAAAAAAAAUCCACUUGCGUGUGUGCUAGCUAUUUGUUUUAUACGUCUUGCAGUGGCUCCUCGCACCACCUUGCACAAAUUAAACAGAGUGUUGCACAAUCUCCAAAUGAAGGGAAGGUGUUUAAUCUUGUGAAGUAAUCGUAUGCAUUUGACGGAAAUGUGUUGUUGCGGUUUCUCGUACUGAGGGCCAUUCCUAAUCGUUCCUUCACCCUCUUGUACCAUGCCAGAAGCUCCAAAUAUUAGGAAUGGCCGAGGAAAUGAAUGCACUGAGUGGAGUACUGCCGGCCGUUCCGAAUAUUCUGGUUUAGCCUUCUCGUGUGGUGUUGUCGUUGGCGGCCAUUUUAACGCCGUUGUUACUCCUGGAGGUACGCUACAAUCCUUUACCUUGGCAAUAAACAGCAAAUGAAGACUUUUUUUAAAAUUUUAUUUGAAUGUUUUUAAAGGCUGCUUAAUGGAGCAACAUCCUAAUUGUAGAAGUUGCGGUGUGCUUUUAAUAAGAUUCUACGCGUAUCAUUCAUACCCCUUCAGUGCAACGUUAGCUUAUUUGUUUUAGGAUGAUGCAUGACACUCCCCUUAUGGUAUACGAAUAUAUACGUAACAAUGAGCUUUAUUAUCUAUUUACAGAGUUGUGUACCUUUUUUUAUGCAUGCGGUUCAUCUAUCCAUUUUAUUCUCACUAAUUGUUUGAACUCCAUAAUAAACGUUAAAUAAAUGCAAACCAUGGAAGUA
Molecule: messenger RNA, 3187 nt
Organism: Hippocampus zosterae (dwarf seahorse)
Lineage: Eukaryota; Metazoa; Chordata; Actinopteri; Syngnathiformes; Syngnathidae
Product: transcriptional coactivator YAP1-like
Exons: 9
Coding region: 804-1952 (382 amino acids)
Biological process (GO): positive regulation of transcription by RNA polymerase II; hippo signaling
Cellular component (GO): nucleus; cytoplasm
Molecular function (GO): protein binding; transcription corepressor activity; transcription coactivator activity
Source: RefSeq, a predicted model, not a curated record